Molecule: messenger RNA, 525 nt
Organism: Pseudomassariella vexata
Lineage: Eukaryota; Fungi; Ascomycota; Sordariomycetes; Amphisphaeriales; Pseudomassariaceae
Exons: 1
Biological process (GO): protein phosphorylation
Molecular function (GO): protein kinase activity; ATP binding
Source: RefSeq, a predicted model, not a curated record
UACGGGUAUACGUUUGUUAGCAAGGGUACGGUUCCUGAGUUCGUAGAGGAUCUCCAGCACGAAUCUGCGGUCUACGAGCAGCUUAAACCCCUGCAAGGCAGCUGUAUUCCCGUUUUGCUCGGCGCGAUUGAUCUUCGCGAACUCGAACGCAUUUGCUACUAUGACUUCCGGGUCCGUAUUGUGUACAUGAUAUUUGUUUCGUGGGCAGGAACUUGUCUGGAUGAGGCAGACUUGCCGGAAGAUAUCAAAGGAAAGGUGCGCCAGGAGGUGGAGCAGUCGUUACGUGCGGUGCAUUCAAUGCAAGUUGUGCAUAGGGAUAUACGAAAGUCCAACAUGUUUUGGAAUAAUGAGACCAACAAGACGAUGAUUAUCGAUUUUGAGCGCGCGAUCUUGUUGGAUUCUCCUCAAUUACCUCUUCGCGAGGUUAUCCCGGGCCGCAAGGUGCAGCAGGAGGCAAAGUCUGUUCUUAGGCUUCCGUAUGGUCUUGCACAGCAUGAUAUUGCCGAAGCUAGAGCACUUGUAUAA